UGCUAAUUAGCAUUGUGGCAAACAUGCGCAUAUGCAGUACGUGUAGUUUGCGGCACUGCAGAUGGUUUUGCAGUGCCACAAACUGAAUGUGUGCACUCGUGGGGAUGCACCUGUUGUGGAUAUGGGUAGAAUUAAUUCUCCAUUGUGUGUAUGAAAAGCAAAAUGCACUUGAUCCAAUAAUCCUCCUGGUCUGUGAUUUCUUGUCAAGGUUACCCACUCACGUAGAAAAUAAUAUCAACUAUCCAAACUGUACACAAGUUGAAACCCCAUAAAAGUACAGGGGUGCCACAAGUUAUUCAAAAAGUCCUGCUCAAUAUAGUACAAACAAACAGAAGGAGGCAGUCUCCUUGCCAAUAAUUUCCAAGACUGUCUUUCCAGCCAGUACUCUGCCUCAAAAGAAGCACUCUUUAGCUUCCUGCCUGGGUUGUGCUACUACGUUUUCUGGCUUUUCAUUUCUUCUCUCACACACACAGAUACCUCGUCCGAAAUAGGCACAUCUACACGUGCAUUAAUGUGCCACAGUUACUGUGCAUUAAGUUUAGUAGCUGUAAUAACAGGUACUAGCUCAAUGCACCAUAACUGAUGCUACUGAACAGUAGCACAAGUGCACACCUCUUUGGUAAGGCAAAUGUGCAGUGAACUAAUUCUACUGGGCAUUAGUGUAUUAGCACGGCUUUUGCUGUGACACACUAAUGUGCAGUAGAAUUUGUCUACUGCACAUUUAGCAUCUCGUGUAGACGCGCUCAGUGUCUCAGCCCUCAUUUGUUUGGUUGGGUUCCGGAGAAGCCCUUUGACACACACGGCUCAGCCUCUGCCCAGGCCUUGCACAGGGCCACUGGCCCUGCCAUUGUUUCAGCUAUCACCAAGUAAAAAGAUAUUUAACUUAGCCCAUUUACUCAUUUAGCCCAAAUAAAAGUUGUCUACCAUGCCCACCAGCCACAGUGAAGUCUGGUUUCCCAUAGACCCAGAGGGAGGUGGUUAGCCUGGUUAGUCUAAAGGCAGUCAGAAAACAGUGUGGAUAUGUACCUUUAUAGACUAACUAAAUGAGAUAUACAUAGAGAGGGAGUACAAGCUUUCAUGAACCUAAGUUCAUUUCAUCCCAAGCACACUUGCUAUUACUCACCAGCCUGAAUUAACAUAACAUCCCCUUUACUCUAGUACCUGAAUACCUCAUAGUCUUUAAAAUAUUUAUUUUCACAGCACCCCCAUUUUACAGGCACAGUAAGGUUAAAUGAUAUUCCCAGGGUCACAGAAGAAAUCUAUGGUGCAAUCAAGAGCUGGAGCUCUCUCUCCAAAAUCCUGUGCCAAUGCUUUAAACACUGACUCAGCCCUCCUCUCUAAAAGUAGUAUAACAAGAUGCAAUUCACAUAGGAAAUAUGUUUACAGCACGUGGAUACAUUUAGUUUCACCAACUUCUGCGUUUCUGCAUCUUGUUUCUCUACUCUGACAAAUCCUAAAUUUCUCCAGAAAAUAGCAUUCUUGCAUAAACAAUCAUGCCCACAGGUAACAGGAAGCAGAUACUUCAACAUAAAGCUUAUUCCCAUUGUCAGAUAAUGGUUGUUUCCUAAAUAAACGUGUGGUUUCCCUGAGGCUCUAGGUCAUUGCCAGUUGCACUUUUUUUUAAUUGGUAAGAACAGCAGAUGACGCUUCAUGGUAUAUAAGUGCAUAAAAGACACAGGAGCACAGAUAAGCAGAACUACCGAGCUGCGUGGAUAGAAGAAAAGAAAAGGGUUGUUAAGCUGCUGCUAGCUAUGGCAUUUGGAGUGCUAAUAUGUAUUUUGCUAAAAGCAACAGUGGCACUGAGUGAAGAGGCAGCUAUUACCAUUUCAUCACUCACUACAGAACUGUGGAAUAAUUGGACAAAAAAGGACGCAGAAGAGUAUACAGAAGGAGCUGUAUUCCUGAAGCUUAUGCAAUCCUGUCUUGAAGAACACCACAGUUAUUGUAUUAAUGGUCUCUGUGCUUUUCAUAAUGAACUCAAGAAACCCAUAUGCAAGUGCCUUGCAGGCUACAAUGGGGAGAGAUGUGAGCACUUAACAUUAAAUUCUUUUGCGCUUGAUUCUUAUGAGCACUACAUUGCAGUGGGAAUUGGCGUUGGAAUGUUACUGAGUGGGAUUGUUGGCGUAAUCUACUGCUAUUUUAGAAAGAGGUAUGGGGAAAAAUGUAGAGGUAUGUUCUGUAGAAUGAGAAGUGUUGUAAACAUUUCUAAAUCAUUGAGAAUACUUCAAAGCAAUGGCCCAGUUCCAUGGAGAGGGUUUAAAAUUGAAAAAGGUGAUCUUUGCAUUAUAUUCCUCUGAAUAAUGUGACGAAUUGUGGUGAGGAUUAUCUACAUGUUAGAGCAGGAGAAUCAGAAAUCUGUGUUUAUCAUUGUUGCUUGUUGAUUGUAUGACUUGACACAUCACUUAAAUGCUUUAUCAAUCUAUGAAAUAGUUUUGAAACUAUCCAUCAAAUCUGAUUUCCUUGUGAUUGCUUCCAUGAGCAGGAUUUUGCUCUGCUUUGCAUAUUACAGGUCUACAAGCAUGUGCUUAAAUUCAUAUGAUGUUAUCCAUUUUAGAUGCAGGAAGUUAAAAUCACCUUACAAAGUCUGCAUUGGGGAGACGGCAUUGUGAGAGCCUGACAUGGGACCUUUCCUAAUUUGCCUGUAGAGGUUCUGAAUUGAAAGAACUACUGGUGCCAGCACAAUGCGAGCAUGUACCAGAGCCUGAAUGAUGACCUGAAACACUGGGAAUUGAAUAUAGUUGAUAUGUCAGUGGAAUGUCUGCAGAGCUGCCUGGCGUCAUUCAAGUUGGAGAACGACUCUGUUGCUUUAGUAAAGGUUGUUGGAUGAUAUGACUGAGUCAAAAUAUCUGAGAAACCCUCCUGUCUUCCACUGCUCUGUUCCAGUUCAUUUGUUAGCGGUGGAAGACUGUUUUUCUGAAAUGCUUUCAGCCGUUUCAAGUUCUCAUGGUUUGACUGGGAAAUGUUCUCUUUGAAGGAAAAGCACAAUACAUCUCAAUGAUGGAGCAGCGUUCUAGAUAUCACACAUUGCUGAAGGCAAAAACCAAUCUGGCCAUCUUCUGUUUUCCCAGUAUUCUCUGGGCCAAAAGGAAAUGUCUGACACAACUACUACAGGUGCUAAAUGCAAUAUGAUCUGUACUUCUGUUGCCACAAUGGACAAGAGCAUAAAAAGCUUUAGAAGGGAAGUGGAUAAUUCAUAAAAGAUAUCAUUUAAACUAAGGAAAAUAGAAAUAAUCCAGUUAUGGAAAAAUAAUAUAAAAUAUCAGACCAUGAGAUAUCAGGGCAUUGUUGGUUCUGGUUUUGACAACAACAAAAAAAGGAUCAAUUAACUAUUCAUAGUGGACAAUGUUUGACCUUCCCUUCCAUCCUGUAACGACUUACCAUAUUGCCAGGCUUGUCAGGUAGACCUCACCUUGCAUAGAGAUAUCUGAUUGUGCUAGGCAUAGACUCCUGUUGCUGUGGAAAUGGAAUUUCUUAUCAGAACUCACUAAUAUAGUUCUGCUCAGGGGGAAGAGACAUUUUGCUUCUUUCUCAUGGAAUGGCUAGAAUAUCAGCAUUAAAAAAGGAUAAAAUUGUGAAAGGGAAUGUAUACUUUUCUGUACUGCCCACUGUAAUAUUACUCCUUUUCUUUGAUUCCUUUCCCUACCAGUAGGUUUAAGCCAUGUCUUCAGACAAGGAGAUUUGUUCUUGAUCUAUGGGAAGAAAGUGAGUUCAGAAGACCAUGACAAUUAAGGGACUUUACAGCUUCUGAUUGAUAUUUGGAACAUUGUUGGUGCUGAUAAUACUGAACAUUACUCAGAGUGGUUUUCAUUUCAGCUGCUGCACACUAAUCCUGGCUCACAGCUUUUAUUAGACCCCUCUAAGAAAAAGUAAUUAAAAUGAUCAAAUGUCCAUCAUGAUGUACAAAGCCCUAUUUAGAUGCCUAAUAUUAAGUACACAGUUUUAAAACUGGGCUGACUUAUGUGUGUUCCCUUUAAGCAAGGACUGCAAGCUAUGGGUUUUUUUGUAACAUUAUUGAGAGUGCUAAUACUAAGAAUGAGGUACAUAUGAAAGCAUCCAGUUUAACAGAAAUGAGCCUUUUAUCAUAAGUACUCCUAGAGAUAGAGCACUUGGCACAAAGGCUGCCUAUAGAUAUGCUUAUUUGAGUUCUAAUUAGAAUGCUCCAGUGCCGCCUAACCACCAUGUGUAUUAAGUCCCUGCAUUUCAAAAUGGCCUCAGGGAUGCUUUAACUAAACCUUGUCAAAUGAGCUUUAGUUAAAGCACCCCUGCAGCCAUUGUGAAACGUGGUGGGGCUUAAGACAUGUGACGGUGAAACAUUUUAAUUAGAGCGGAUGUCUGGGAACCACUCUAAUUUAAACACCCCCCCCACACACACACUCCUUCCACCUCUGAGCACAUAUAUAGGCAGCCAGUGUGGUCAAGGUCUAUAACUAGGACUCCUAGACAAUCAGAUAAUGCAUGCAAUAACAGUAUGGCAUGCACUGGUUGGUAAGACGUGCCUUAGCAGCAAAAAUGAGCCAGUCUGUCCUUCACAGAAGGAUUAAUACAAUAUUAAGGAGCUGGACUGAUCUCCCUUGCCAUCCAUUUUCUCUAGGUAUUGUAGUGAACAUUUUUCAAGAUGAAUUGGUUUGGUAUUCUAUCUGCCUGACCUACCAGUCCUCUUCUUUCUCAAGAUAAACUCACCAAAUUUUCUCACUGUCCAUAUUCUCACGUAUUAGUUUAUUUUUUUUAUUUUUCCACGCUUUGAAGGGCAAUUUCUGUAUUUAGUUUUCAGUCCUGAGUGGCUUUGCCAACAUACACUGGUUUCACACAUGCGUGAAAAAUAUAAAAAUGGGUUACUGCACUGAACACCUACUAGAACCUCAUGCACAGCCAAGAGAAAGCAAGUGAGAGGAUUUCCUAUCAGUCUCUCAAGAAAUUGGAGGUGUUCCAGUAGGUCAAAGGAUCAAAAUAUCUCUCCUUACUGACAGCGAUCUGUACACACAAGGUACAAAUUAUGCAGAUUAUGUAUGUUUCUGGUAGGAAUAAUCUGUGUGCAUUGAAUGGCAGUUUGCCAGAAUAUAACCCUACAGUAAUGCAGCUUUUGUACACCAUGUUUUGGGGGGAUGCUAGUAGUUUGGUCACUAGGAAUUUAUAAUCCUAAAAAGUUUACACACAGAGAGACACAUUUUGUUCCACCUCUGUAUAGACACCCUGGUUGGAAUUUUUGAGGCUCAUUAUGUGCCUAGGUGGCCUCUCUGUGCCUAGAGAUGUGCACACUUAAUUCUUGUUUUGUGGGUGUGACUGAGCAUAUAAACAAAAUGCUCAGGGAGGUGGCUAAGGAGACUUUGUGGCAUGAAAUGUAGGUGUGCUCAGGGCACACCUAAAUUGUUAGGUACUUUUCCAGGUUUCUCUCUGGUGCCAGGCAGCCCUGGAGAAGCUGCCUGGGGAGAAUAUCUGAGGCCUUCUGCUAAGGGAAGAAAAGUUCCUUUAAAGAAACUGGAUAAAUAUUUCAGUACAAAUGAACUGUUUAUGCAUACAGGUGACCCAGGUCUGGAAGAGAAGAAAUGAGGAGAGGAGGUGCUUGCUGUAUUUUUCCACUGCCUUUUCAUGAAAGGCCCUUAGGCCUCCAAGGAGUGCAUCCUUGCCAACCAAGUGCUGUGACUUCCUUAGAGCCCAAGCACAGCUAACCCAAACUCGCAGGUCAUGGCAGUGGUUGAGGGUGACAGCCACGAGCAGGCUCCAUGGAGGAAGCAGGUGGCAUGGGAGAAGAGGGUGCUGUUACCUCUGACCCAGGGCAUUUCACCAGCUUCCCGUAGUGCCUAAUACAGGUGUGUCAUUGAGCAGUUGACUUGGGGUCCCUACAAAAGAGGUACACAGUGUGAUGGAUUCCUUUGCGGAGUCAGCCAUGCUGGGCCUGCAUACUCUGACCUCCUGUUUUGUGUUUCAGCCUAACUAAUGCAAUUCCUUCACAUAACCUGCCCUGACUCUAGGCAGGACACCAGGGUCUGCUCCCCUACCUCAAUCAGGUGGGAGUGACUUAGUGGCUCCCUAUAAGUAUAUAAAGGGUGUACAUCAGGAUCUGAGGGAGCGCCUGUUCACCAGAGCAUCCCACGGGAUGACAAGGUCAAGCAGUCACAAACUCGUCCAAGACCGUUUCAGGCUGGACAUAAGGAAAAAUUUCUUUAUUGCCCGAGCCCCCAAGGCCUGGAAUAGACUGCCUCCAGAAGUGGUGCAAGCCCCUACUCUGGACUCUUUUAAGAAACAUUUGGACGCCUAUCUUGCUGGGAUCAUUUGACCUGACUUCCUGCCCCUGAGACAGGGGGCUGGAUUUCCAAGGUCCCUUGCAGCCCUAAUGUCUAUGAAAUCUAUGAAUCUAUGAAAUUUGCAUACAGUAAUAUGAUGUGCUGGUAGAGUCCUUGCUACAGAUGCUUACACUUCAAAAAUCAUCCCAUCAGCAGAAGGAGGCACAUUAGUUCAUGCAUUCAGGGCCCUGACAUGGACACUGGUGUACUAUGCUUCUGCUUUGGUGGCUGCGCUGACCAGUGCCCUUCCCAGGUUUGCUGAACUCACAGUGCAAAAUAACAACCAACCUGGUUGGCCAGUUAUUCACUCCAAAAUUUACCUUCUGAACACCAGAUCCAUCAGACGACUCAGUAUCCCCCCACAUCCCCCUGCAAACACACACUUCUUACCACACACACAUAGAGUGAGGCACUUUCCCCAGAGGAUCCCCCUCCCCCCUCAUCUUCCUGAUCACUUCUCCUAUUUUUAUGUCCUUCCUCUUAAUAAUGUUCAACAUGAAUUCUUCUGCCCUAACUGCUCUGGGGAAAAAACCGAUCUAGGUAGUCUGGAAGGUACAUCUCUACCUUUCCAGAUAGUCAUUUCUAUCAUUCUCCCUUUCUCUUUUCUCUGACUUGCUUCUGCCAACCUGCAGUGCUCAACUGGUUCUGCUACUCCACUGCAAUCUAAGUGAGACCAAGGCAUUGCUGUCAGGCAGCAAGGGAGGAAGUAGUUACCAGCAAGACUUGAAAGAGCCUCUUCCCUUUCAUUUCCUUCCCUAUUCCCACCUUCUAUACAGAAGUCAUUCUGUGACAGAAUGAAAGGGGACAGAAUUAAAAUUUCACUUUCCAAAUUAAGCAAGUCCAGACAUCUCCAAUGCCAGUAUACACAGCUCUCAUCCACUGAGUGAGUGUUUGCUGAGGUACUGGCCCACUGACAAGGCACCAGGAAGAAAAGAACAGAAACUAAAGAGGAGCAUAGGGCACCUGUGGCAUUUCUGGUCCCCUGGGUCCUGCGUGGCACAGCUCCCUUUGGUGCUUCUCCUCCAAACCAGCUGGCUUGCACCUCCUCCAUUGUCCCAGCUGCCCAGCGUGUACCAGCCUCCUCUAGCUCAGUGAUCUUUGCUCUCACCUAUUGCUUAAACUUUCCUGGUGGGUAUGUGUUUCUUAUAACUUUUAUAUUUAUGCUUCUCAAGAUUAAAAAGUUUACAGUUGGGUAAAUGUGCUGUAUGUGACUUCCACUUAACUCUGAAGCAUGCCAGGGACAUAGAGUUUUCCCAAUCCAGAUAUGAUGUAGGUUUAAGAUAAUCAGAUAGAGACCCAUGGAAAACAUUGCUGGUGCUGGGAAACAUGGCUUUUAUUCUUGGACUAGCAAAUUGCCCAUCAAAAAUGGUGGGGUGGUGGAGGUGGGCAGGGAUGGAGCACUGCCACCCACCACCCCGUGCUGCUGCCGCCAUCGCCCAGGAGCAGGGCAAGGGAAAAGCUUUGACACGGCGGCCGCCACCGCCCCACGCUGCUGCUGCUUCACAUGCAGCCAUGUGCCACCCUCCACCGCCACUCUGCGUUCUCCCCACUCUGCAUCCGGCCCCACGUCACCCCCCCUCUCCCCCACCUCGCUCCGCAUCUGCCUGACCCGCUCCACUGGAGCCAUGCCCCACCUGUCAUUCUUGACAGGCAUUCUUGAUGCAGCACUGGCUGGAGCCCCACCCCCCAGGAGCCAUGCCCCCCAAGAGCCUUAUGAACAGACAGACACAGACAGAUACACAGACAGACGGACUAAGCCCUUUAUAUAUAUAGAAUAAUUGCUGAUUCCUAAUUCACAACUGGAGUGCCCAGUAUUCCUCCAUGUGAUGAAACUGCAUGCAUUGGACCUGAGUGCAUGUUCUGUUCAUUUGCAGUGAGGUGGCUUCCCAUUCAGGCAAUUUAAACUUUGGAGAUGUAGGAAAUGCAAGAAUAGAUUAGGGUCAUCUAGUCCAGUACGCUAUCAAGAAGUACUCAGCAGGCAGGUAUAAAAUAACCUGCCCCUCCAAGAAAGUUUUCUCCUAAGUCCCUGAAAUUUGAGGUUUGAUUAUACCCUGUCACAGGAGGGUUGAUAUACUAUCCCAAACUCAGUUAUUUUUUGGAUAUUUACUUAUUACAGCUUUGGCUAUUGCAGUACCUACUGAAUAAGUCAACUUUAUUUUUGCUAUUUGAACACCGGAAAGUGUAUUAUUAUAAAGCUCUUAGGUAACUCGCAUUGAAACCAGCAGGAGUCUUUUCCAUUGAUCUAAACGGGGACUCAUGAUACUUUAAGAACAGUUUGUGAAAUUUUAUUCCUGCUUAUGACUCAGUAUUGUACCCAGAAGGCCAAAUAGCUCUUGGCAAUUUUUUAUGUCUUUUUCAGAUCUUUCCAUCUAUAUUAUUUUCGGCUGUGGUUAUGGUCUACAAAGUAUUGCAUGCUUGAAAUUGUAUCCAACAAAUAUACAGGAUCACUGUAAGAAACAUUGUGGGUCAUCUUUGUGAGAAAAUGGCAUUAGUUUCUUGUAUAUGUCUCCUUACAUCAUUCCUGUGAGGCAGGCAAAUGCUGUGAUCCCCAUCAUAGAGGUGGAGAACUGAAGCACAGAGGCAAGGUAAAGAACAGAGGUUGAAUUCAGGCUUGCUGAGGCCUUGGCAAUCACCCUGGCCAGGAUCUUCAUGCACUUCUAGUAAUUUUCUUUUUAAUUACAUGUAACAGGAGUAGAACAUUCAAGAAGUAUUUUACAAAGGGUGUAAGAGGGUCAUUGUUGAUGGUAAAAACACACUGGAAGACAAAAGGUCCCUUUUGCAAUUAGUCAUGUGAGGUCCAUAUCACUAUGUUACGAAAUUUGUAUUUGUCUGUAUUGCAUUUCUGGGAAAAGUGUCAUCAUGAUAAGUUGGGAUGAUACAUCGGAACUGUCAGUUGAAUGACUUAACUACCUAAGCUGGAAGCUGCAGCCAGCCCCUUUUAUUCACCUUAGUUGAGCCCUAAUCUUCACAGAGUUCUGCUGAUUUCAGCAGCCACUCAUAGAGAAAAGAACUGCUUAAAUUGCAUUAGGGUGGUUGAAUCCAGCUUUUGAUACAGUGAUUCUUACCCAGGGUGCUGCAGCCUUGAGAUCCUUUCAGGGGUACUGUGAGGUGCCACACCUCGUUAGCAUGGUUAGGUGUGUAAACAUGUUUCACGAGAUAAAGUCCCGGCUGGAAUGAUCUAGUUAGGGAUGGUCCUGCUUUGAGCAUGGAGUUGGACUAGAUGACCUCCUGAGGGCCCUUCCAACCCUCAUUUUCUAUGAUUCUAUGACAGGUCCAGAGAUUUCAAAUAGGAAUCCAUAGCAUCAAAAAGCAUUCCAACCUGUCAUGAUCUUGUGAACUCUUUUGCAGCAGAACAAUUGCUGUAGGCAAAAAAAGGAGUGAAAACUAAGAGCUGGCAUUUUCUGAGUGGGAACUUGAAUCAAUUGAGGGGGACCUUGAGUCUAAAAAGAGCCACUGCCUUAAUACAUAAGCAUUAAAAAUAGCAGCAGCAGAAGACAGAAUGACAAUGUUGUUUAUAUAUUCACAAAUACUGGUAUGGCCUGAGUAGUAUCCAUGAAGCCCUAUUGCUGCCAAUAUGUAGAGAUACUGCAGUAGAGAAGUACAUAUCCUUCCCACACAGCACUAUAUUCAGCAGGCUCAGGUGUACCUGGCAGCUCAGACCUUUACCUGGUCCCUGUGUCCCCAGUUUCUUGUCACUGCGAUAACAUUUGUGCAUUCUACUGUAUCACACUCAGAGCAUGUUUUUAUCUUUGCUCAUAGUAAAAGUUCGCACCUGCAGAGGUCCCUACAGUACUAUAAAUCUGGGGAAAUUACUUUGGGACUCCUUUACAAUGCAGGUUGAAAAAAAAAUUGGUUUUGUGUCAAGAGUUCUGGGUAAACAGUCAUUAAUUACCAUGACAGCAACUGAAUCUUGUACUACAAGUAGACUAUGGACCUGCUUCUCCUUAGUGAAGCAGGAGAAGGUGGUAUAAGAAUCUACCUCAUUAACCUGAAGGCCAUGGGCGACUGGUGCCACCUUAGGGGGGGCACAUGCCUCCCCAGCAACCAAUCAGCAACUGGGGGGGGGAGGGUCCCCAAGCAGCGCUCGCAGGGGGGGCAACA
This is a messenger RNA of Alligator mississippiensis (American alligator), 10382 nucleotides long. It is a transcript of the gene EPGN, whose product is annotated as epithelial mitogen. Lineage: Eukaryota; Metazoa; Chordata; Crocodylia; Alligatoridae. The transcript has 4 exons. The record is from RefSeq and is a predicted model, not a curated record. The coding region runs from base 1752 to 2297 and encodes 181 amino acids. Gene Ontology annotation, biological process: positive regulation of mitotic nuclear division; positive regulation of cell population proliferation; epidermal growth factor receptor signaling pathway.